Molecule: messenger RNA, 1790 nt
Organism: Patiria miniata (bat star)
Lineage: Eukaryota; Metazoa; Echinodermata; Asteroidea; Valvatida; Asterinidae
Product: lysophosphatidic acid receptor 6-like
Exons: 1
Coding region: 416-1771 (451 amino acids)
Biological process (GO): G protein-coupled receptor signaling pathway
Cellular component (GO): plasma membrane
Molecular function (GO): G protein-coupled receptor activity
Source: RefSeq, a predicted model, not a curated record
CUAUCCAGAUAGACGUGGCUACAUUACUAUCUUGGGUCAUAACCUACAAUACUGUAAACUUUACCAAAGUACAUGGCCCUGUGAGCAGUUGUUAGUUACAAUUGUACUUCUGGUGCGUGUGCUUCUGAAAAAAACUUUGUUCCAUGCAUCAUAUUUGAGAGGCAAGCUGUUAGCUUGUAAUUCCCAACUGUACUGCUGCUGAAUAAACCUCCAGUCAUCCUCACCAUUCAUACUUGUCUCGCUAGAUUUCGUUGUCAUCUGCGAACCACUUCUUUGUUCAGCUCGUCAUUCAGGGAGCAGACUUCUGCUGGGUUUCUCUGCCCCACGUUAUCUGUACAAGACACUGAACAAUUGGAUUUACUAGUAUUUGACACUUCUGCACAGACGCGGGUAGCAGCAAGACUCUGUGUCAAUCAUGUCGUCGUACUACGCAAAUGUCACCAUCUAUGCCCAAGCUACAAAGUCCCUUGCUCAGCUGGACAUUCUGGUCUGUACCUUCUUCACCUGUGUCUUCCAGAACCACAGCGACAACUGCUCCGUGGCCUAUUCCAUACCCCAGAUGGACCAUCUUCUGAUCUGGGAUAAAACGGGACCAUCUCCCUGGGCACCAAUGAACGAAUCCUUUGAUGUACCAAGCAAUGAAAGAUACAAACUGUUGAACCACUCAUUGCGAAUCCUUGCUUUAAAGAAUCCGGCACAGGCUGACCAGCUUGUGUAUUCCAGUACUCAGACUGUGUUGUAUGGUUUUGUCCUGCCUGUCCUGAAACUAUUAGGGAUCCUAUCCAUUCUGUCUUUUUACUUUACCCUUUGCAGAGUUCCCUCCAUGCGGAAUAUCACUAAUUUCUAUCUGACUAAUUUGGCUGUUGCAGAUUUGAUGGUCUUGAUUUCAGAGGCCACUCAUGAGCAAUGUGUGGCUUUGACAACACAGAAUAAAUUGGAUGUAUCAUAUUUGGGGAACUCAGCCCAAGCAGUUCUUACUCUCUUAGCGUACACUGGGGAUGUGGGUGUUAUUUCAUCUAUAGCCUUUGUAACACUGCUGUCGUAUGAUAGAUAUUUUGCCAUUUGUCACCCUUUCCAACACCGUAAUCUCAAUCUGAAGCGACGGGCAAUACGUGCAGCAGUUUGCAUAUGGUUUCUGUCUUUUUCCUUGAAUUUGAUUUAUUUCGUUUCUCAGUUUCUACGAUUUAAUGUACCAUUAUUUAAAUGUCUUGUUUGGCCAACUGAAGAAAAGUAUAAACAUCUAUCAGGUAAUGUGUGGGUGUUUGGGAAUAAUGAUGAUGCAACUUUGGGCACUUUGAGUCUGGUUUUACAUUACAUGUUUUUCUGUGCAUUCAUGUUGAGUUCGAUCCUCACAGUCACUUUCAAUAUGCUCCUUAUUAAGGGACUGCAUGCACCAAAUCCAACUGGUGAUCAGAUCCGUGGUCCGUCAAAACAUCUACGAAGAGUAACUCUGAUACUUGGCAUCAACACAGCCGUGGUAUUUGUCUGUCUUCUGCCUCAAGCUAUAUGUGCCCUAAUUGUAAUUUUAUCCCAUAGCAGGAAAGAAGUGGAUGUAAAUGAGGAUGUGAAAUGGGGGUUGAAUUUCAUGGCUGCUUGCCUCAGAGUCAUGAACUCUUCCAUUAAUUCAGUCAUAUUCAAUGCUGGUAGUGGAAGGUACAGGAAGGCCUUUAAGCAAGCCUUCUGCUGCAGAAAGAGGCAGCAAGUACCAACAAACAAUAUCCCUCUGCAGACAUUACCAAGAACAGAUCCUGCUGAUCGGAUCAGAUCAUAGGAUCCAAAAGCAAAACUAC